Molecule: messenger RNA, 387 nt
Organism: Mizuhopecten yessoensis (Yesso scallop)
Lineage: Eukaryota; Metazoa; Mollusca; Bivalvia; Pectinida; Pectinidae
Product: bifunctional endo-1,4-beta-xylanase XylA-like
Exons: 1
Coding region: 1-387 (128 amino acids)
Source: RefSeq, a predicted model, not a curated record
AUGUGGUUUGAGGGCUGGAACUCCAACCACCGAAUGAUGUGGUCUGAGGGCUGGAACUCCAACCACCAAAUGAUGUGGUCUGAGGGAUGGAACUCCAACCACCAAAUUAUGUGGCCUGAGGGCUGGAACUCCAACCACCAAAUUAUGUGGCCUGAGGGCUGGAGUUCCAACCACCAAAUGAUGUGGUCUGAGGGCUGGAACUCCAACCACCAAAUUAUGUGGCCUGAGGGCUGGAGUUCCAACCCCCAAAUGAUGUGGUCUGAGGCCUGGACCUCCAACCACCGAAUGAUGAGGUCUGAGGGCUGGAACUCCAACCACCAAAUGAUGUGGUCUGAGGUCUGGAACUCCAACCACCAAAUGAUGUGGUCUGAGGGCUGUCUGGUUUAG